This is a messenger RNA of Bicyclus anynana (squinting bush brown), 887 nucleotides long. RefSeq lists its product as uncharacterized. NCBI's taxonomy places the organism in Eukaryota, Metazoa, Arthropoda, Insecta, Lepidoptera, Nymphalidae. The record is from RefSeq and is a predicted model, not a curated record. Bases 78 to 740 code for a protein of 220 amino acids. The transcript has 4 exons.
CACCACAAGUCAGUCAUUAAACGUACGUGAGGACGGUACCUAGCUUACAUACAGCUUUAGUACUUGAAAUAUUAAUAAUGUUUUCUUCGUCAAUUUUCAUUUUGAGUUUUCUUGGAGUGAUGAAUUUCUCCUUGUCUGCCGCCAAUGCAGAACGACAUAAAAUUGAGCACCUGAACACCGAAAAGACUCCUUAUGGCAGUACUGUGACUGUUGUAAAUAUCGGAAAUGGAGAAGGAAAAGUCAAUGACGUUACAUUGGAUGAAAGACAAAAUAACUAUCCAAAUACACGAUCAAGAUCGAAAUAUAAUGCACAGAAUAAAUUAGAUGUCCUACCUACUCCCACUACUAAACCUCAAACAACGCCAAAGCAAGAGCAUCACUGGCACAGUUCAUACAAUAACAUAGGAAAUGGAGCUGGAAAUACGAAUGUCCUAGUGACAGAAAAUGGUGGCCAUAAAGUUACUCUCGCACAAAAUGCAAACGCUGAAGGUUACAGCGGAGGGACAAGUUUCGUAGUCAACAGACAAGAUGGAGUCGACCAUUUUAAUGUCGGCUACGGUUUAAACAAUCAAAAUAACAUUGUUUAUAGCAACAUACCAACUCAACCAGACAACACAGGGAGCAAACCAUCAGACGAAUUUACAGAACAAUUGUUAACAUUGAAACAAAUAGCUGAUGAGUUACAGGGUAUCGUGACUAAACUAAUUCAGGAACAACACUCGUGUAUACCUCAAGAAUAAACGGUAUUUGUAUGAGAUGUAUUUGACGAAUAGUAAAUUGUUUACUAAAACAGUAUGAUUUCAUAAAUUAUACACUAUUUUACAGAAUAUAAUAAUGUACAUAUAUAUAAGUAAAAUAUUUAUGAAUAAAUGAAGUUAUUAUAAUGA